GGAGCGUUUUGGGGGGAGCAGGAGGAACGGGGGGGGGGGUUUUGGCACGGCAAUGGAGCUUGGCUCCCCAUGGGGCCGGCCGGCUGCUGCAGGGCCGUGGUGGGGCUGUCUGGAUGUGAGGAGGCCCCUGGUUGCACUGAGACCCCCCCGUCCCCUCCCCAGCGUCGGGGCUGCAGUGUGUUGCACAGUGCUGGGGGCUGCAGGUGCCAUCGGGGUGGGCUCGGCUCUUUGGGGGAUGCUCUGCAGAACACUCCUGAAAGGUCAGGGUGGCGCUGCGGGCUCUGUCCCUUGGGGUGCAGCCCCCGUGUGAGAACAGGGUGCUGUGCAGCGUGGUGUGCUCCGCGUUUGGCCCUUCCUUGUCGAGGUUGCUGUUGGUGCUGCUGCACCUGGGGUCAGUGGGACGCUGCCCUGCACCGUGCCUGGUGCAGCACGUGGGUUGCAGGGCAGGCAUUGCACCCCUGUUGCACUCCCCUACUGGGGACCCCAUCCCUCGGGGGUCUUUGCAUGCAGAAUGGACCUGGGGACAUUAGCCCAGCUGCAGGGCUGCAUCCCAAAUGUUCCCCCAUAGCGGUUAUAGCCCUUCUGUGCAUGGCAACUUACUUGUGUGCAGGGCUCUGCUCCUGCUGCUCAUCCCGAGGCAUUGCACGAGGACCCCGCUGUGCUCGUGCAUCACACCUGGUGCGCAGCCACGCACGCCAGCAUUGCCCUCACUCUGCAAAAGGUUCACCCUUUGAAAAACACCAGAGCAGGGAAACAACCGGGAUGCUGCUGGGUGCCGGCCGUGAGUUUCUGAUGCCAUGCGCAGCGGUGCUGGGGGGCAGCUCAGCAUCACAGAGCGGUGCAGCUGGACCUCACCGCCUGUUUUGGGGCUGCAUGGCCGGGACGAGGGCUGGAGGUGCCGAUGAGCAAAGCAAGCAGCGCCGCGUGGGUGGGAAGGGGCGAGCUGAGCUGAGUCCGUUUUGCUCUCUGCUUUGCUUUUUUUUCUUUUCUUUUCUUUUUUUUUUUUUUCCCUUUUUUAUUUUUUUUUUUUUAUUUCCCUCUCUGUGGGUUGAGCGUUGGGGCGACAGACAGGGAAAGUCUGAGCAAUGGUCUCUGCGCUGGUGCUGUCUUCAAUCACCGCGUCCCAGAAUCCCUCGCUCUGGGCCUUCUAGGCACAAGGGCUUACAGCGAAAAUCGGCAGCUGCAGCUGCGAGUGAAAGCACAAGAGCCCGGCUGGGUCUUUGGCAUCGGCAGGAGAGCAAAAAGCUGGGGGAGGCGGGGAAGGAGCGGGGGGAGAGCAAUGUGCCCUGUGUUUUUUUUCCAGCUCUGCCACCGAGGGGUUGUGUUUCAGAGCGACGGUUCCUGGGCACGGGAGGGGGGUGCGCGGCGAUGCCUCCGGGGAGCUCAUUAAAUCCGCUGCCCCCCCCCCCCCCCCCCCCUUGCGCUGUGCCUCACCGGCCGAGGAUGUGGCAGGGAGAGACGUGCCGGGCGGAACAGCACCGUGAACCCGCUGCCCGGUGGGGACAGUUACUGGCCCGGGCAGGAACGCUGCCCUGGGGGCUCACCUGUUGGAGCACGUAGGGCGGGUGUGUGCCAGCAGGGCCGUGACAAAGGCAGGCUGUGUGCCGAGGAUUCCCUUUGCAGUGGGGUGAAGCCUACAGGGACACCGGAGUGACUUGAGGGUUUGAGGGGAGCCGUGGGGCAGCAGGAGGGGUCGGCGUACGGGGCUGGAGUGUAGAUCACAGGGAGCGAGGUGUAUGGCAGCGGGGACACAGCGCUGUGGUGGAGAGCAUGGAGACCCCCGCUCCCACCCAAAGCCACCCCGCGCAGGCGUGAGGGCUGCGGCAGCCUCGCGAGGCAGGAAGCCGAAAUGUGGUAUUGAUCCUCGCGGAGGGAGAGCUGAGUGGUUCUGGCAUCCGCCAGCCCCAACCUCUGCCCUUCCCGCGGCUCAACGAGCUCCAGGCCAGCAGCAGCAUCCCUUCCCUGCGCCGCCACCCCCGGGGCCCCGAGCCCUGCGCACGCUCCUCGCCUCCUGCUGACUUCAGCGCAUCGGCUUGGGCUCGGCGCCUGUAAAUUCCUCGCAAAACCUGGGCCUAAAAUAUCUGGAGGAGGAGGACGGAGCGCCUUGGGCGAGGGAGAUGAGAUCUUCAGCUGCGGGAGAGAGGGAGGCAGCUCCGGGCUCCUCCAGCUGCCGGCCCCCGGGAAUUCGCCGGGAAUAAAUCUCACCCGGCCAACUCGGUGGUUGGAGUUGGGAUGAGGAGCCGGGGGCACCCGGGGUGGUGGCAUGGGAGCGAGCUGAGGAAGGACAAUGAUGAAAUAAUAAAUGCCGAGAGGGAGGUGCCAGGCGGGAGCCGUGUGAGAACCAGUUUGCGAGGUCCAGAUUGGCAGCAGAUCCUGAACCAGGAGGAGCCGAGCAUCCAUACGGCCCCUGCCGAGAUCAGACGAGACGACAGCGGCUUGGUUUGGGGGAAGAAAUUGGAGGCGGGGGAAGCUUUUUUGCUGAAAUGAAAUUUGAACCCCGAAGUGGGAGGGAAGUGGAGGUGGGGGGCACGGCUCUCUCCACAUGGUUAUUACUGCUGUUUUCCACCCAGCUGAAAGGAGAAUGUAGCUUAAUAUGGACCCGUGGGGAGGAGAAGCGAUCAGGAGCUGGGAUUUGUCAGGAGGGAGCUGGGAAGCAGUGAGCGGAGUGUAGAGGUGAGAGCGGCCAGCGGCGUGCCCUGAGGUGAUGGCUGCUGCCUGGCUGUGGGUGCGGGGCUGACACAGGGCACCAUUGUUGUCAUGGGCCAACUGUGCCCCUCCCAGAGCUGUUGCCCUCAGCACAGAGCUUGGGGAGUUGGUGGGGAGGGAAGGGGGUACUUGUGGGAUAGUUGUUGUGGUGUCAGGGCCUGGUCAGGGUGUUUGGGGCCUGGUCGGGGCCCAGUUGAGGCUUUCAAGGCCUGGUUGAGGUGUGUUCAAGGCCUGGUCAAGGCCUGUCAGGGUCUGGUUGUGGCAUUUGGGGCCUGGUUGAGGCGUGGUCAAUGUCUGGUCAAGGCCUGGUUAGAACCUGGUUGAAGCCUAGUUGAGGUGUGCUCAAGGCCUUGUUGAGGCCUGGAUGAGGCCUAGUUGAGGCCUAGUUGAGGCCUGGCCAGGGCAGUGGGUGAGUGCUGGGAGGUAAUAGCAAGUGAAGCUGGAUGAGGAAAGGGGUGAGUGAAAGGGAUGGCAGCAGGGUGAGCUGACCUGUCUGUGUAGCCCCUCUUGCCUGUUAGUUUCCCCAGCACGCUGCUGUCCCAUGUCACCUCAGCCAGCCCCGCCAUUGCUGCCCUUAUUGCAUUGCAGUGGUCACACAGAGCUGCUGGCUGCUGGCAUCAGUCCCUGUGUUGCUGCGGCUGCUGGCUGUACCCCAGGCCAUGGCAGUGCUUGGGGAUGGCCCAGGGUGCUUCAAGUGCUGGGACUGGAAGAUGAGGAGGAGGAGGAAAAUGAGGAGGUGUGCGGUGGGGGGCUGUGGCCGUGAUGGGCAGUCCUUGGGCUUGACUGAGUCCUUGCAAGCCCCUUGGUGAGGAGCAACCCAGGCCAUGUGGUCCCCCUGGGCCCAGCUGGGAAGGAGAGAACACCCUCCAGCCCUGCAGCCCUGGCAUUUGCUCCCCAUCCCCCAUGUUCCCACCUCAGCUCCUCUCUGAUGCUUCAAACGCAGAGAUGCCCUAAAGGCAGCAGAAGCACCUUAGCAAGUGCACACUAAAUAUUUGAACACGCAUGGGUGGGUUUGGGUUUGCUGCUGCUCUUGCCCUUCCCCAGCCGUGACCGUGUUGCUGGGAGUGGUGUGUGCUCCUCUGGAGCCUACGGAUUUGGGGUACCCAAAUGUCUCCUGCUUCAAGGCAGGAUGUGAUAUUUGCUUGGCAGCUCUCGCUCUGAAUUAUUACAUCUGCUCCAACAAAACCAGCAUGGUACUGCUGUGCCACCAUGAUUGCCUUUGCAACCACUGUGAGCCACGCUGAUGCCGCCCACCUCCCCAGAAUCACAGCCAGACCCCCGUUCUUCGUCCCCACACCCUCCUCUUCCUCCCUGCAGCAGCAAAGCACCCUGCAGCCAGGCCCAGAGCCCAUCGGGAAGGGGGAAAGCUGUGCUCCCCUCCCCUCCCCGGCAUUCCUCGGGAGUGAAACACAAGAGCUGGCAGGGCACUCGCGCUUUCUCUGGCCUCCGCUCCUCCAAUUCCUGAACAAAGCCUCCUGCCUCUCCCGGGAGCUUGAAACAGGAGAGGUGGUUGCUGCUGGACAGGAAAGGCGAGCUGUCCCCUUCUGUUCUGUGCCAGGAGGCAGGAGGUGGGACGUGGGUGGAUGGUGGUGGGCACGAUCCUUGCAGUCCCUGUGCCACCCUGCAGCAUCACCCCAAUGCUCCACCAAGCAGCAAAGCCCCUCUGUUUCAGAGGCCUCCUCCAAAAUGCACCACUGGGUGAUGGUUGGAGGUCUGGCCCGAAGGACUGGCCAAAGGGUUUCCCAUUCCCUCCAUCCCACUGCAGGAUGCACGUCAUAUUGCUAUGGAAACCGAGUCCUGGAGGGGUCCAGAAUGAACCACUUCAGCCCCACAGAGGAGUUAUUUUUCCCCACUCCAGUCCCGGCUUGGUCCAGGCUCCCAGUUACUGUGCUGGUAAUAUGGGUUGGAGCAUCCAUGCCAGCUUCACUCCCAUGAGCCAGGAUGAUGGAUCCUGCAGUUGGGUCCCCAUCCACCUUCCCAAAAAUCUGACCCCUUCCUACAGAACAAAGCUCUCCCUCCCCACCGCCCCCGGUGAAACAGGCCCCUGUCGGAGCGCAGUCCCCGACAGCGAAGGUUAUUUUAAUGGAUGCAUUACUUUAAACGAACCCUCCACCAUCUGUUCCACCCCCUAAUUACGCAUGCAAAAAAAGCCCAUCUCACAGCCAGCGCAGGAGAAAGUAAAGAUAUAAGUGAUUUAAAUGCAUGUAUCCCCAGCUCCGCUAGCAGCUGGGAUGGGCUGCGCUCCCCUCCUUCCUCCUGGCUGCCAGGCAAAUGGUGCAAGUUGCAGGGAAGGAGGCAGAGGGAUGGGUCUCCUGGGUUUGGUGGCAGUCGCUGCAGAUGAGGAGGAGGAGGAGGAAGGGGAGGAGGAUGGCGGCUCUGAUGCUGACAGAGGCAGGGGUGGGAGUUUGGCAGCAGACUCCCCCCCACCAACCCCUACAGGUUGACUGAACCCCUGUGGUGGUGGAGGCUGAGCCUUCAAAGCUUGAGGACACGUGGCUGUCGCGGAGCGUGGCGGGGAACUGGGGGGGACGCUGCAGCCUGGUUGUGUUCAAGGAUGUUUCGUGUGAGCGCAGGGUCCUGCAGCGUAUGGUUGGGCUGCGCAUAGUCCCCAUGCGUGAUGUUGAGGUCUUUGUCCCAUGAGAGCCUCAGCUGGGGACACAAGGUUGACAGUGGGAUAGCUCCAGUGUGACAGCGGGGCCAAGUCCCAGCUCCGUGCCCUAUGGUGGGGCUCAUCCUCACAGCCCCUGGGUUCUGCCCGUGCAUGGAGGGGAUGCUGGGGAGCACCAGGGAUGCAGCAGGGGUGGCUGGGGUGUGCUCAGCACCUCCACGGUGUGUUUUCCCACCGCAGCUGCAUUGCAUGAGCUGUCCCAACAUCCGUGGCCCUGGAUUGCCCCCAGGCGAUGCUCAGAUCCCGCAUUCCAUUCUUCAGGGCUGCAGGGAAGCAGAGGAUGAGUGAAAAGGGGUGGUGAAGAAGCCUCUUCCAUCAAAGCAGAACCACAAAUAUUUGGAAAAAAAAAAUAAAUUUAGGUCAACCUCCCGGUGAUGGGGUCCAGGCACUGUGUCAAAGGUGACAGCAAUCAGGGCCACGGUGCAGAGCCCAUGGCUAUGCGGAGCGUAACUCAGUUUCCCUCAUUCCCAAUGCAAACCUUCUCUGGUGAUGGGUGGCCGGUGUGGCUUUGGGUGGCCCCGAGGGGCGUCCUUGGGGACAGGGACGCAGCCACAGAGCAGUGCCAGCACAUCCUGGGUGCCGUCUCCCCUCUCCCUCCAUCUCCCUCGCUCUGUGUCUGACUGCAGCAGAUGCGCCAGCUCUGCAGGAAGAGGGAAUUAAGUUGGGCUGGAGGAAUUUUAAAGAUUGCUGCAGGCCUGAGGGUCUUAGAUACCCCUGUGGAGAUGGGCAGUCAUGCAGAAUUAAUCCUAUCGGCAGCCUGGCUCGCCUUCAGCCGGUGCAGAUCUCCAGGAGAGCGCGAGGGAGCGCGGGGGGCGAUGCUGGGGGCAGCUGGGCGAGCACCGGCGCCUCUCGGCGUCGAUGGGAAAUUAAUAAUGAAAAAUUAAAGCCCGAACUCAGCCUUCCCGCAGCCCAGAGGUGGGACUGGAAGGGGGGAGGAGGAGGCAGGCGAAUUCUGCUAGGCUUACUGAAAACCUGUUUGCAGUAGCAGACGGAGCUCGAUGGCACGAGCAGGAGGCUGGGGGUCGCAUCCUGCUCUGGGGGGGCUGCGUGGGGCUACGCAGGGCUGGCUGGGCACGGGGUGGGGGCACCCCUUGGCUGGACCCAGAGCUGCGUGCAGUGGGUUCGCCCGACAGCUCGGGGUGCUGCAGUAAUAACGUGGGGGAUGUGGGGACGCGCUGGAUGUCCCCACGUGCCGCAGCAGCCACGUGCUGCGCAUGAAGGUGGCAUCUGGUCACCCCGUGGCUCUGCCAGCCCCACAGGCACUGUCAUCCCCGUUGUCCCUGCUGGUCACCGGGGCCGCAGUGCCACCAGGCCGCCGUGCUCGAUGGCUCCGUGACGCCAGGCAGGGUGGCAGCUGCUGCUGAGCCCUCUGCUCCCGUGUUUUAUAAAUAAUGCACCGCAGAGGCGUGUUGGCAGCGCUGCACACACGCCUGCAGCCGAGCAGCCCGCAGCGCCGGGCAUUUUGGGUGCUGUCACCACGGCUGGGUGACACCAGGCCACCGCACCCAGCAGGGAGAAGGUGACCCCCAACGUCCCCUCACCCCCUCGCCCCCCCCGGCCCCAUAUGGCACGGUGGGGUGGUGGCUGUGAUGGGGGUCCGUGGUGACCCCACGUGCCAUUCCUGCGCCUCGUGGCGGUGGCGCCGAUGGCGGCGCGCAGCUUGCAUGGUUGCCAUGGUGAUGUGCUGGCGCUAACGAAGCCGAGUAAACAUUAACGAGGGAGCCCUGUGCAGGUCGGGGCUGGGGGCUGCGUGAGCGGGGUUGGGGCUCGGUGCCACCCCAGUGCUGUGUCCUUUGGUCCCUGAGCUGCCCUCCCCCUGCGCUGCAUGGUGCUUUAAGGUCCCCGAGGGUGGGACAUCUGUGUUCUGUCCCAGUCUGGGGACACCCGCUGCAUGGACCGGACCCCAGGAUCCCACACAGGGGGCGGACAUCACCGUGCUGUCGUCAGUGUCUCUGCAGCACAGCACCCAUGGGUGCGGGGUGACGCUUUGGCAGUUGCGUGUCCCCAGGAGCCGCCCGGUGCUGGCAGUGAGCUCAGGGCGUUCCUCAGCAGCUGCCACCGCUGCAGUUGUCACUGUGACUCAACUCCCGCGUCCCUCCCUUUCUGCUCGGCCACGGGGAACCCACAGUGCAGCUCAGAUAGGGGACGGCCCCCGCGUCGUGGCCCCGUGAUGCCGCAGCCGAGGGCCCUGUGCCGGUGCUGCAGCUCAUUAGAAGGAGGUGCAGGUGCCCCGGGUACCUCGGUCCUCCCAGAGGGCUCUUAAUGAGCGGCCGCUAACGAGCGCCUGCGCUCCCCGCUCUCCUCCUCAGCCGUGGGAAGAGGCUGAUUGGUGAGCAGGCACUGGGGAGCUGUGCGCAGGCUCUUUUGGGGGCUCUGUGGGGCUGAACGACCCAACCCGCUGCUCCUUCCCUAUGCGCAUUGGCACUGUGCACGAGGGCCCCGUGGUCCCCGUCCCUUCUGCUGGGUUUGAGCACAGUGCUGUAGGACUUUUACCCUGGGAGGUGUUGCACCCCUUCCAAGUGCCACCCUCCUGCCUAGGGAUGGGGCUGUUGCCAUCUCCCAAGUGUGCCAUUGUGGCAGUUCCACCUCUCUCCUUGCUCAGCGGGCCGUUGCAUUGCGAGAACUUGGUCCCCGUGCCUCAGUUUCCCUCCCCAGGCCCUGGGGGCAGGCGCUGGGGCUGGAUGUGGACGCGGGGACAUCAGGAGCCCUGUUUUUACGUAUUGUACGAACCUCCAUGAGCCUGCCUGUUUCUGGAGGCCUGGAGGGUUGGGGAGCUGCGCCUCUCCUGCUGAUGCCCCAAAAAUUCCCCCCCGGCGUUGGCAUUGGUGCAGUGAUGGGGGCAGAUCAGCGAGUGCCGCAGGGGGCUGCAUUGCCAAGGGGGGGCCCUGAGGCUGUAAGAGAGCAUCUCUUCCCCCCACUCCUCCCCCCCCACAGCUGCUCUAAUCUCCUGCCAAACCUGCUCUUCCUGCAGGGCCGUUAGUGGGGCUGCGGGUCCCAGCUGCUUUGGGGGCUGUGGGGAGUUCAGCCCAUCCCGUCCAGGCCCAUCGCCCCACUGGGGCUGGGUCCCCCACCUCCCCACCGAAGGGAGCCCUAAUCCUGCAUGACACGGCGCCCGGCCCCGCAGUGGCUAAUUGCAGCAUCCCCAGCUGAGGAUUACGGUUUAAAGCGGGGAAGGAGCAGCGGGAGCAGAUGAGCUCCUGAGCAACAAAGCUCCCGUUUUCCUGCAAGCCACUUUUAUUAGGGGCGUAAUUAAAAGCCGACAGGAGGGAAAAAUUAUGGGGAGGGCCAGGGUGAUGGAAGGGGCCACCCAAUCCCCCUAUAGCCCUGGGGGCUGCCUGCCCGUAGGAUCCGGAAGUGCACUGGGGAGGUGGGUGCGCGGUGCCCGGUGCUGCCCCGCUCACAUCCCAAAGGCCAGGCCAGGACUGGGCGCCCGUCCCGCUCCCACCGCAGCGUUCCUCCCCGCCUCACCGUGCUGGCAGGGCAGGAGGCAGCGAGGUGCCGGGCUGGUGGAGGAAACCCAAACUCAACUCCCUAUGAAAGGGGCUUUGUGUGCCCAGGAAGGAGCAGCCCUCCUCCUCCUCCUCUUCCUCCUUCUCCUCCUCUCCACGUUGCAGGAGCGUGGGUGAACCUUCGGCAUUGCCGAGUUGGGAUUUCAGAGGGGGUGGUGGGAGCUGCCCCUGUGCUGCCCGCUGCUGGCACCCCCACCCCGUGGGCAGGGGACACCCUGGGUGCUGCAGGGAAACUGAGACACCGAGCAGCCAAGCUGUCCUGCGGCCUCCUCCUCUGCUCAGCUUCCCAAAAGGGCUUUUAUCCAUUGCUAGUAAGUGUGGCAACAAGAGGGGGAAAAUGCAGUGCGUGACUCAGCCUCCAGGGCCGUGUGGCCUUGCCAAGGCAUCAUGGCACCAGUGUCCCAGCUGGUGCCGACCCAGUGGGGUCCCCGUGGCUGGGGCUGGCUGCUCUGAUGCUGUCAAAGGUGAGAGACGCAGGGACGUUGUCCCACAUCCUCGCCCUGCCACCAGCCUUGCCCUCAGCCCUGCACCACCUCUUGCCUCAGUUUCCCUUCCCAUUUACGCACGCUGCAGGUCCAGCCCAGCGGACCCACACUGCCAACCCCAGCAGCGCCCCAGGAGGGGACGCAGCACUGCUGGGUGCUUUACGUGCCCCACAGGAACUCGCACACACCUGUGGUUCCCAGCAGGGCAGCGGGGUCCCCCAGUGAGUGCCCGGCCCUGGCUCCCGCGCCCUGGCUCCGGCAGGGGGCUUGUUCUCUGCCUGGACAGGAAGACGAAUGAAUUCCAUUAUGGGAUCGCGAUUUUAUUCCACGUGUCAGGGAGCCUGAGAUUAACUUGCUCACCAGGCUGUGACAAACCCAGACAUCCGCGUGCACGCGCUCGGGCGCUGGGGCUCUGCAUGCUGGCGGGCACGGAGCUGCCUGAGACCCCACCACACCUCCUGCAAACCCAGAGGGCAGCAGGGCUGCGCCCGUCCUCCCUC
Messenger RNA from Tympanuchus pallidicinctus (lesser prairie-chicken), 9868 nucleotides. RefSeq lists its product as uncharacterized. The record is from RefSeq and is a predicted model, not a curated record. The transcript has 2 exons. Bases 70 to 1560 code for a protein of 496 amino acids. NCBI's taxonomy places the organism in Eukaryota, Metazoa, Chordata, Aves, Galliformes, Phasianidae.